GAAAAAAAAAAAACACCCGAGCGGAGUAUUUGUGCAUUCCGGGUUGCGCUCGCGACUCCGCGCGGUUCUGCAAGACUGAGAAGAACUUUGUGCAUAUAUGCAUGUGCGUGUGCGUGUAUUUUUUUUUCGAUUGCGAUGCACCGGGAAUGCGCGAGCGCUCGUGACUUUUCGCGUGCGCAGUGAUCGGCUUUGGAGACAGCUCGGGAGCAUUUGUUGCGCGCGAGCCGGUCGGCUGUAAGCUCCUAGAGCGAGAGAGUCAGAAGGAACAUGGGCACGCUGCGCGACCUGCAGUACGCCUUGCAGGAGAAGAUCGAGGAGCUGAGACAGAGAGACACUCUGAUCGACGAGCUGGAGCUCGAGCUCGACCAGAAAGAUGAGCUGAUCCAGAAACUGCAGACCGAGUUGGAUAAGUACCGCUCGGUGAUCAAACCCGCCACGCAGCAGGUCCAGCAGAAACAGAACGAGCUUCAGGAACAGCACAGGACCAAACGGCAAGCCAUCUCAGCCGAGCCGACUGCCCUGGAUAUACAGGAACUCAGCCAAGUCACCCUGCCUUUCUACCCCAAGAGCCCAGAAUCCAAGGAGCUUAUCAAGGAGGCCAUUCUGGACAAUGAUUUCAUGAAGAACUUGGAGCUCUCUCAGAUUCAGGAGAUAGUGGAUUGCAUGUACCCGGUGGAAUAUGACAAAGAGAGCUGCAUUAUUAAAGAGGGCGACGUGGGCUCGCUCGUCUACGUUAUGGAAGAUGGCAAGGUGGAGGUGACCAAGGAGGGCAUGAAGCUGUGCACUAUGGGACCAGGCAAAGUGUUCGGCGAGCUGGCCAUCCUCUACAACUGCACACGCACUGCCACUGUUCAGACACUUACAAAUGUGAAGCUAUGGGCCAUUGACCGGCAGUGUUUUCAGACCAUCAUGAUGAGGACCGGACUCAUCAAGCAUGCCGAGUACAUGGAGUUCCUCAAAAGUGUUCCUACAUUCCAAGGCCUUCCAGAAGAAACACUCAGCAAACUCGCAGAUGUGCUGGAAGAGACUCACUAUAGUGAUGGAGAAUACAUAAUCAGACAGGGGGCUAGAGGAGACACCUUCUUCAUCAUCAGCAAAGGAAAGGUAAACGUUACCCGUGAGGAUUCGCCCAAUGACAUUGUUCAUCUGCGUGGCUUGGGGAAAGGGGACUGGUUUGGAGAGAAAGCUCUUCAAGGAGAAGACAUUCGAACAGCCAAUGUCAUUGCUGCUGAGGCUGUCACCUGCCUGGUCAUCGACAGAGAUUCAUUUAAGCAUUUGAUUGGAGGUCUGGAUGACGUCUCGAACAAAGGCUAUGAGGACGCUGGAGCCAAAGCAAAAUACGAGGCAGAAAAUGCCUUCUUCUCCAACCUGAAGCUGGUGGACUUCAACAUCAUUGACACCUUAGGGGUGGGAGGAUUUGGACGAGUCGAGCUGGUGCAGCUCAAAAGUGAUGAGACCAAAACAUUCGCCAUGAAGAUUCUGAAAAAGCGCCACAUUGUGGACACGCGCCAACAGGAACACAUCCGCUCUGAGAAGCACAUCAUGCAGGAGGCCCAUUCAGACUUUAUAGUGAGAUUAUACCGGACAUUUAAAGACAGCAAAUAUCUGUAUAUGCUGAUGGAAGCCUGUUUGGGAGGAGAACUAUGGACCAUUCUUCGAGAUAGGGGAUCUUUUGAAGACUCCACAACACGCUUUUACACAGCUUGUGUAGUGGAAGCCUUUGCUUAUUUGCAUUCCAAAGGGAUAAUUUACAGAGAUCUUAAGCCAGAAAACCUCAUCCUAGAUCACAGAGGCUACGCCAAGCUGGUGGACUUUGGUUUUGCCAAAAAGAUUGGAUUUGGCAAGAAGACAUGGACUUUCUGUGGAACACCUGAAUAUGUAGCCCCUGAAAUUAUUCUUAACAAAGGCCAUGACAUCUCAGCAGAUUACUGGUCACUUGGUAUUCUUAUGUAUGAACUCCUUACUGGCAGCCCACCGUUCUCAGGGCCUGAUCCGAUGAAGACAUACAAUAUAAUCUUAAGAGGUAUUGAUAUGAUUGAAUUUCCAAAGAAGAUCACCAAAAAUGCUGCCAAUCUCAUUAAGAAACUAUGCAGGGAUAAUCCAUCUGAGAGGCUGGGGAACUUAAAAAAUGGGGUGAAGGACAUCCAAAAGCAUAAAUGGUUUGAAGGCUUUAACUGGGAAGGGUUGCGCAAAGGGACUCUCACCCCUCCUAUUAUCCCUGAAGUGUCAUCACCCACCGACACCAGUAACUUCGACAGUUUCCCUGAGGACAACGAAGACCCACCACCUGAUGACAACUCAGGCUGGGACAACGAUUUCUGAUCCGAUAGGCCUGUCAGUCAAGACCUUCAGAACAACGUGGUGUUGAAUGACUGCUGUUCAAGAAGGCAAAGAAAGAAAGAAAAAAAAAAUAAGAAGAGUCCAGCUCUGGGUCACCAUGAUGCCUUUCCCAAUGCUGUUCCCAUUGGGAUGCCCAAGAUCCAUGAACAUCCAAGCCCAUUGUCCUGUGUGCUAAGCAUUGAAGACACACUAUAAUAGCUUUAUCACAUCGCAUUACUCUAUUCCUAGACCCUCAUACUUCUGUUGUAUUUGCUUUUUACUGCUUGGAGUUACACCUAAUGACAGGAUGCUAUUUAAGUUCAGUGCUCAUUUGCUUGUCUGAACUUUAGUUUCUUAACCAGUGUAAUAGUAUAAUAUACUUGUGUAUAUAUGGUUCUUAUACAUUUGGAAAGUUUAACACAUUGUCAUUAUACAGUAAAGACAUACAUGAUCAGUUUUACAAAGACAGAUUGCGUUAAUAUGAAUUAAUGCCCUUCCACUUUAAUGCUUUUCCUCCACAACUAUAUUCGGAAUAUAUUCAAAAUAUUCAUAACUGUUAUUUGCCCUUAAAUGCUCUCAAACCAUCUCUGUAUCCUUCAUUAUAUUCGAAACUCCAACCUUUCACUCACUUUCUUAUACUGAAUGUGUCUUAGGCAAGGGUCAGUGUCUACAGGUUUACACCACCAGAGGGCAGUCUAUGACACACAAGCCAAACAAUGCGCCGCGUGCAUUGCGAUAAGUUAACAAAUCAGCAACCAAUCAUCGUGUACAUGCUGCUAUAGGAUUCGCUCUGUCAUCAUCGCUGGCAACAUUCAAUACAAAACCACAAUCGUCCAAUCAUUGAUGGCUAGACGACUGCCCGAAGGCUGACAAUAGCUUGAACACAAACUACUGUGCUGGAAAACAAAUUAAGGAUUUUUAUUUAUUGUAGGACCAGAAAUAAAUAUUUAUGUACAUACUCAGUGCUGAUAUUUUGUGAUACUUGUAGAAAAAGAAAAAAAAUUGUCAGUUAAAGCUGGCUCUGUUAUUUAAUUUGUUUGGAAUAUGUUUUAUCUGUAUGGUACUUUGUAGAAAUUCGUUGAUCUCUACUGUGCACCUCGUGUCCAAAACUUGAUGAUGGACAGUUUGUGCUUAUUGUUUUUUUGUUUCAUUUUUUCUGGUAUUAUUGGAAGUGCCUUAAUUCAAUGGCAUUCGAUAUAGACCCGUUGGUACUGAUGCUGCAUGACUAGGUGAACACCUCAAAUAUGUAAUCCUUACUUGUUGGUGGCUUUUUUUAAAGUUCAGCGAUUUCAAUGCCUUUUUUCUUACAAUAAAAACUUCAAUCAUA
Molecule: messenger RNA, 3646 nt
Organism: Silurus meridionalis
Lineage: Eukaryota; Metazoa; Chordata; Actinopteri; Siluriformes; Siluridae
Gene: prkg1b
Product: protein kinase cGMP-dependent 1b
Exons: 18
Coding region: 268-2322 (684 amino acids)
Biological process (GO): protein phosphorylation
Molecular function (GO): cGMP-dependent protein kinase activity; ATP binding
Source: RefSeq, a predicted model, not a curated record